Stegostoma tigrinum is the source of this 1903-nucleotide messenger RNA. Its product is annotated as galectin-6-like. Bases 96 to 1163 code for a protein of 355 amino acids. The transcript is spliced from 12 exons. Gene Ontology annotation, molecular function: carbohydrate binding. Lineage: Eukaryota; Metazoa; Chordata; Chondrichthyes; Orectolobiformes; Stegostomatidae. The record is from RefSeq and is a predicted model, not a curated record.
AGCUGUUACCGCCCCUACCCAGCCACGAAAGGAAGUUACGACAGUUGGUUCUGGCUGCAGUUUGGAAGUGGAUAGGAUCAGGGUUAGGGUUGAAGAUGAGUUUCGUACCGCCACAGCCUGUCUAUAACCCGCCAAUCCCUUACACUGGGCCCAUUCCCGGAGGCCUGCAGGAUGGGAUGAUGAUCAUGAUCAGAGGGCGAGUGCUUCCUCAGAGUGACAGAUUUCACGUGAAUCUUCAGUGUGGCUCAAUACCGUAUCACUGUGACGUUGCCUUUCACUUCAACCCACGCUAUGAGAACCCAGGCUACGUGGUCUGCAAUUCUUACAAGGACCAGCGGUGGUGCACAGAGCAGAGGAAACAUGAAAUGCCAGUCCAGAGAGGAGAAUCUUUCCAACUUCUCAUACUUGUCCAGAUAGAUUGUUACAAGGUGGCAGUGAACGAUAAACAUUUCCUAGAAUUUAAGCACCGGAUCCCAAUCUCCAGGGUGGACAGCAUUACUAUCGAUGGCCAAGUCGAGAUUGUCUCCAUCAGCUUCAUGAACAGCAAUGCUGGUCCCAUGUUUGCUCCCCCUGCCUUUGCCAAUCCGGCUUGUUCCAUGUUCCCCGCCCCACACCCGGCCAAUCCGGCUGGUCCCAUGUUUGCUCCCCCUGCCUGUCCUAACCGGGCUGGCUCCAUGAGCGCUCCCCCUGCCUUUGCCAACCCGGCUGGUUGCAUGUUUGCCCCACCUGCCUUUUCCAAUUUGCAUGGUUUCUUGCAGCAAGUUCCUUACAAGGCCCCGAUCCCUGGAGGAUUCUUUGUCUCAAGAUCUAUUGUCAUUCGGGGAACUGUCGCACCGAACUGUGGCAGUUUUUCCAUUAACCUAAAGCCAAGCACUUCUCCUGACAUUGCGUUCCACAUCAGUCCGCGAUUCUGCACUGAAAAGGUCAUUGUGCGAAACAGCUACAUGCGAAAUUCCUGGGGCAAGGAAGAGAGGAGUUUGGAUUUAAAUCCAUUUUCUCUUGGACAGCCAUUUGAGAUCACCAUUCUGUGCGAGCAACCUUUCUUCAGGGUGAAUGUCAACAAUCGUCAUGCUUUUGAUUUCAACCAUCGUUACCAACCGAUCCAGCAGAUCAACGAACUGCAAAUUGAAGGGGAUGUGACUCUCUCCAACGUUUGUAUUUAAAACUCAGCCUCCAAAACCCGCUGAACAUUCAGUGUCUGUCAGAUCCCACUUGUGUUUGCAGUGGGGAGUGAUGGAGGAAGGGAGGGUAGGAGUUGGUUAUAUAAUUCCAGUGAAACUCUGAACUGUCCUACUUUCUGCAGUGUUUCGCAGCAUGGGAUCAUUUAACCGAGAAAGCUUAGCAAGAUUUCCACAUUGAUUGAUGCAUGUGCUAAAAGCUUUUGUUUGAAUCACUUUUUCCUAUCACAUUUAUUAUUAACCCCUCCCUCUAAAGUUAAAAAUUAUGUAAAGUAAUUACUAUUUUAUAAAACCUACCUUUUCUUGUCCUUAGUUAAAUUCUUUCAAAUGAGAAAAGGUAAACCAUAUGUUUCAAUAAUUGGUGAGGUUUGAUAUUUCAAGAUUUUGUGUUUGUUAGUUACAUGAACAAAUCAUUCCUCAUGGAGAUGAAUUAUUCUUAAAUUCACCCUUUGCUGAGUGAGAACUGAUCCGCACUCUUGGAUUCACUGUUGCAAGUCUAAUUACCCACUCUCUCCUUCCAGCCUUGCCUUUGGUUACAUCUCCCUGAGAUUGUCACACUAUCUGUCUUUUGCAUGUCACCGUUUUAUUUGUAACAUUCUAGUAUGUUUCAAAUUCUCGAUGUAUUCCUUGUUCUUACUCCCAGUAACUGGUGCAGACUUUGAGAUGAGACUAAUAUGAUAUACCACUGAAUUCUGUUACAGUAAUAAAUCUUCUGAGAAAAGCCA